Penaeus vannamei (Pacific white shrimp) is the source of this 325-nucleotide messenger RNA. The record is from RefSeq and is a predicted model, not a curated record. NCBI's taxonomy places the organism in Eukaryota, Metazoa, Arthropoda, Malacostraca, Decapoda, Penaeidae.
GGAAAGGAAGAGGAAGGUCGGGCCAGUAAGAAGCUGGCCAAUUGGCUCCCGUUCGGGCCCGGGUUUGCAGGGAUUUCAUACCCAGAAAUUGCGGGUGGUGUUAGAACAGUGGAUGAUUUGCAAUGGGUCGUAAACGUCCAAACUGGCGUUUCAAUGAAGCACACGUUAGUGAAGAACUCAAGAUAACGGUAGCUCUCGCCCUGAAGAAACUUAUGCAAAAUGGUGACCAAAAGGAGCUGGAGUUUCCAUCUUCUCUUACUUCUGAAGAAAGGAAGUACAUCCACUUUGUGGCUCAACAGAUGGGGUUCAAAAGCAAAAGUCGUGG